AUGUUUGCUUGCAUGUGCUGUGCGUAGCCAAGGAGACGUUUUCGGCAAUAAAAACUGCAGGGAGCGGCGGAGAGAAUCAGAUUUUAUUUUAUCAGUUUCCUAUUCGUAACUCUACUCUUAGUCUUAAAUUUUAACCAUGAGAGAAAUUGUUCACUUGCAGGCUGGCCAAUGCGGCAACCAGAUCGGCUCUAAAUUCUGGGAGGUUAUCUCCGACGAGCAUGGUGUUGACCCCACUGGAACCUACCACGGAGACUCCGAUCUUCAGUUGGAGAGAAUCAAUGUCUACUUCAACGAGGCCACAGGAGGCAAGUACGUUCCCCGUGCUGUCCUUGUGGACUUGGAGCCCGGAACCAUGGACUCCGUCCGAUCCGGACCUUUCGGCCAGAUCUUCAGACCUGACAACUUCGUCUUCGGACAGUCUGGAGCUGGAAACAACUGGGCCAAGGGACAUUACACCGAGGGAGCCGAACUCGUCGACUCUGUUCUGGACGUAGUCAGGAAGGAAGCUGAGGGCUGUGAUUGCCUUCAGGGAUUCCAGCUGGCUCACUCUCUUGGAGGCGGUACCGGAUCCGGCAUGGGAACACUCCUGAUCUCCAAGAUCCGUGAAGAAUACCCCGACAGGAUCAUGACCACUUUCUCCGUAGUCCCAUCCCCCAAAGUAUCAGACACAGUUGUUGAACCUUACAACGCCACCCUCUCCGUCCAUCAGCUGGUUGAGAACACAGACGAGACCUUCGCCAUUGACAACGAAGCUCUCUACGAUAUCUGCUUCAGGACCUUGAAACUCACCACCCCCACAUACGGAGAUCUUAACCAUCUCGUCUCCGCCACCAUGUCUGGUGUCACCACAUGCCUGAGGUUCCCUGGACAGCUUAACGCUGAUCUCAGGAAACUCGCAGUCAACAUGGUACCUUUCCCCCGACUUCACUUCUUCAUCCCCGGAUUUGCUCCUCUCACCAGCCGAGGAUCCCAGCAGUACAGAGCUCUGACCGUUCCCGAGCUCACCGCCCAGAUGUUCGAUGCUAAGAACAUGAUGGCCGCUUGCGACCCCAGACACGGCCGAUACCUCACAGUCGCCGCUAUGUUCAGAGGACGUAUGUCCAUGAAGGAAGUUGACGAGCAGAUGUUGAACGUACAGAACAAGAACAGCAGCUACUUCGUCGAAUGGAUCCCCAACAACGUGAAGACCGCCGUCUGUGACAUUCCUCCCAGAGGACUCAAGAUGUCUGCCACUUUCAUCGGAAACAGCACCGCCAUUCAGGAGCUCUUCAAGAGGAUCAGCGAACAGUUCACUGCUAUGUUCAGGCGUAAGGCUUUCCUCCAUUGGUACACUGGUGAAGGUAUGGACGAGAUGGAAUUCACUGAAGCCGAGAGCAACAUGAACGAUCUCGUAUCUGAAUACCAACAGUACCAGGAUGCCACCGCCGAAGAGGAAGGUGAAUUCGACGAGGAAGAGGGAGAAGAAGAUCAAUAAACUGUGAAAUCAAAUAACACGUACAACAGACAAAAGCAUGGGAAGAUUCUGCUUCAAAAGGGAAAUUUUGCCGGAAAUGGACUUAUCGGAGUGUGUCUUUAACAAUAUUUGAAAAAGAGGUUUUUCAUUCAGUAUUAUAAGUCCAUCAACGCAUUCAAAAA
Bolinopsis microptera is the source of this 1635-nucleotide messenger RNA. RefSeq names its product tubulin beta chain-like. Bases 137 to 1474 code for a protein of 445 amino acids. Gene Ontology annotation, molecular function: structural constituent of cytoskeleton; GTPase activity; GTP binding. Gene Ontology annotation, biological process: mitotic cell cycle; microtubule cytoskeleton organization. Gene Ontology annotation, cellular component: microtubule; cytoplasm. The transcript is spliced from 3 exons. The record is from RefSeq and is a predicted model, not a curated record. Lineage: Eukaryota; Metazoa; Ctenophora; Tentaculata; Lobata; Bolinopsidae.